Haliaeetus leucocephalus (bald eagle) is the source of this 2168-nucleotide messenger RNA. It is a transcript of the gene HEBP1, whose product is annotated as heme binding protein 1. The coding region runs from base 57 to 626 and encodes 189 amino acids. The record is from RefSeq and is a predicted model, not a curated record. NCBI's taxonomy places the organism in Eukaryota, Metazoa, Chordata, Aves, Accipitriformes, Accipitridae. The transcript has 4 exons.
CCGAGAAAGGAAGGCCGGGCCGAGCCGAGCAAGGCCGGGCCGAGCCGAGCGGCACCAUGCUGGGCAUGAUCAAGAACUCCCUGCUGAGCACGGUGGAGACGUGGCCCUACCGGGUGCUGAGCAAGGGCGAGCAGGAGCAGCUCGGCUACGAGGAGAGGGCGUGCGAGGGAGGGCGGUUUGCGGCGGUGGAGGUGUCGGGGAAGCCGUUCGACGAAGCCUCGAAGGAAGGGGUGCUCAAGCUCCUCAAGUACGUCGGGGGAACCAACGACAAGGGGGUUGGAAUGGGCAUGACUGCUCCUGUCUCCAUCACUGCUUUUCCUGCUGAAGAUGGCUCCUUACAGCAGAAAGUGAAGGUCUCUCUGCGGAUCCCGAGCCAGUUUCAAGCCAACCCUCCUUGUCCUAGCGAUGAAAGCAUUAAGAUUGAAGAGAGACAGGGGAUGACCAUUUAUUCCACGCAGUUUGGUGGCUAUGCCAAAGAGACGGAUUACGUGAACUAUGCUGCCAAGCUGAAGGCUGCUCUGGGGAGUGAAGCUGCAUACCGCAAGGAUUUCUACUUCUGCAAUGGUUAUGAUCCCCCUAUGAAGCCUUAUGGGCGACGCAAUGAGGUCUGGUUUGUGAAAGAGUGAGCAUCUGGCUCCCCAUGGUGCUGGCUUGCACUGAUAACCUCCCCUCGCUAUGUUCCUGUCCUCUUCAAAAUAAACUAAUCAUUUGGCAGAGGCAGAAAACCAUCAUUCCCUUCCUCCACACCUAUGCCUCAGUCUUUUAUGGACCAGCCACUUUAGAAGAACACUGCAGACCCCCUCGAUGGUCCUGCUCCUUCGUCCCAGACUAGGUCCUCAAGCACACAGACUCUUGUGAUCUCUCCAUGGCUUGCUCUUAUCUAUCUCCCUUGUGCUCCCGGAGUUCAAUGCUGAGACAGCCAAGAGUACUUAGUUAGCAAGAGAGGUGCCUGACAGGAGUCACGUCCAAGUGCUGGCAGAGUAUUAGUCUCACCUGAAGCAGGCAGGGGAACAUGACAGAAGUGCAUACAGGGACUUUUUUAUCUUCUUGAGCUUGCGGCAGCUGUAAAAUGCUGCUUUUAUCUGUGCCAUACCAGUCUAAAGGGACAUGGGCAUUGCUACCAACACAGCGCAGUGAAAAUAAGCAUCCUUUACAUUGCUGUCCUGCAUGCUAUGACUCAACGCUUGUCAUCUGCCUGAGAAAUGGCAUUUAGAGGAAGAUCCAGGUUUCUGUUUGCAGCUAUCCUUCUGUUUCAGGUGAGACAUUUUGGGGUGUGUUAUGUCCUGGUUUCAGCUAGCAGCUGGACAAUGUGACGUGGAGACCCCAAGAACAUCUCCUUGCCUUCCUGUUACUUUUCUGUAAUGUUUCUUUAAAACUAGCCUACACAAGGGCGCCAAAGCUGGAAUGUGUGUGGUCAUCUAAUUGAAUUAGAAAAAUACAGGCUGUGAAAAAAGUGGGUGCCUAUUACUUGUGAUCUGAUUGUGCAUUUGAAGAGUGGUGAGCACCUAGUGGAACUACUCUAGAUGCAGAUCUUUAAAAAAACCUCUCUUCUUAAAUGGUGUUAGUUUCUGAAGGUCUACUCAGAGCAACUGUCAUCUUUAAAGGAGGAGGAAAACCUGGCUGUUCUUGAGAGAGAGAUUUACGUCAAAUAAUGAGUAGCCUUUUGGAAACUUCAGAUACAAUAGUAAGGGUGGGUCUUGUUUUAGGAAGACUGGCGAUGUUUAACUGUUAGGCAUCAAAUCAGCAUUUCAGCUGUUGGCUCUGCCAGGGAGGCAGCAGGACGCCCACAGUGGGAACAUGCUCACACACCAUACUACUGUGGGUGCCUGUAUAAUUCGUUACCUCCACUAAAGACCUGUGCUCCUCUGAUGCUUCAGUGCCCCAAAGUUCAGGUACUUUCCAAAAGCCAUUUUCACCCUGGAGCUGAAAGAGAGAUUUGUUAGGUGGCAUCCCAUGUUCUGGCCAGUCGAGCUGUUUGACAUGCACCUGCUUUCUGAGAACAAAUCUCAGCAGUAAAAGGAGAAAACCUGAGGUUCUGAUGUGCUUUCCUUUUCUUUCUUGCUGAGCCAUGUAAGAGCUUUGCUGUGAACAUCAUGAGAGAGUUUCAGUCACCUGUGUGCAAGAGCAGCUAGUCAGGAUGGGUAAAAAGAGCAGGUAUCAUUUAAUUU